UCUUUGGUUAGUUUAAUAUUUGCCAAAAAGAUGAUGAUCACAAGCUUAAUCCAAGUUAAUGGAGCUUCUUCAGGCAUUCGAAGGAGUGCUCAAGUAGUUUGUGGAACAAAGGUGGCUCGCAAUCCAAAUAUGGAGAAGCUGAAAAACGGAUACCUGUUUCCUGAGAUUUGGCAAAAGCAAUUAGCACAUAUGAAGAAGUAUCCCGAUGCACAGAUUAUUAAUUUGGGGAUUGGGGACACAACUGAGCCUAUACCAAAAAUCAUAACAUCUGCUAUGGCUGAGUAUUCCCUUGGAUUAUCUACUGUCGAGGGCUACAAAGGUUAUGGAGCCGAGCAAGGAAAUGAGGAAUUACGCAAGGUGAUAGCUGAAACAAUAUACAAAGACAUGGGAAUACAAGACACUGAAGUAUUCGUAUCAGAUGGCGCUCAAUGCGACAUUGCUCGCCUGCAGCUUCUCUUCGGGUCCAACGUGACGAUUGCAGUGCAGGACCCUACUUUUCCGGCAUAUGUGGAUUCGGGGAUCAUUCUAGGCCAGACUGGAGAAUACGCAGAUUAUGGAAGAUACAAUGGGAUUGAAUACAUGAGAUGUGCACCAGAAAAUCACUUCUUUCCCAUUUUAUCAAACAUUAAGCCUACAGAUAUCAUCUUCUUUUGCUCGCCCAACAAUCCUACAGGCCAUGCAGCUUCGCGAGAUCAACUAGUAAAGUUGGUAGAAAUUGCCAAAAGAAAUGGCUCCAUUAUCGUCUUUGACUCUGCAUAUGCAGCUUAUGUGUCAGAUGAUAGCCCAAGAUCAAUCUAUGAAAUUCCUGGCUCCAAAGAGGUUGCAAUUGAGGUCUCAUCUUUCUCUAAAUCUGCUGGUUUUACUGGAGUUCGCCUUGGUUGGACAGUCAUUCCUGAAGAACUCGCCUACUCCAAUGGCUCUCCUAUUCUCAAGGAUUUUGAUCGUAUUAUUACAACUUGUUUUAAUGGCGCAUCCAACAUUGUCCAAGCUGGUGGCCUCGCUUGUUUAUCAAAGGAAGGACAGAAAGAUUUGCAUGGAGUAAUAAGUUUUUACAAAGAAAAUGCCAACAUAUUAGCUGAAACUCUCUCUUCCAUUGGUCUACAAGUUUAUGGAGGUCUGAACUCUCCAUAUAUAUGGGUUCACUUUCCUGGUACAAAAUCAUGGAAUAUGUUUGCUGAAAUCCUCGAAAGAACGCACAUAAUCACAGUGCCUGGUUCUGGAUUUGGUCCCAGUGGGGAGAGUUUUCUCAGGAUUAGUGCUUUCAAUCACAGGGAACUCAUUCUAGAAGCUUGUAGAAGAUUCAGAAGAUUUUUUAGAACAGUUCCUUCUAUCUCUUCAUAUUCCUUGAAUCAAACAGAUUUUUUUCUGCAUCAAUGA
Messenger RNA from Dendrobium catenatum, 1377 nucleotides. RefSeq names its product aminotransferase ALD1 homolog. Gene Ontology annotation, molecular function: pyridoxal phosphate binding; L-lysine:pyruvate alpha-transaminase activity. The transcript has 10 exons. Gene Ontology annotation, biological process: systemic acquired resistance, salicylic acid mediated signaling pathway; L-pipecolic acid biosynthetic process. NCBI's taxonomy places the organism in Eukaryota, Viridiplantae, Streptophyta, Magnoliopsida, Asparagales, Orchidaceae. Bases 31 to 1377 code for a protein of 448 amino acids. Gene Ontology annotation, cellular component: chloroplast. The record is from RefSeq and is a predicted model, not a curated record.